Molecule: messenger RNA, 845 nt
Organism: Cylicocyclus nassatus
Lineage: Eukaryota; Metazoa; Nematoda; Chromadorea; Rhabditida; Strongylidae
Source: the annotation of a GenBank genome assembly
AUGACCGACUGCUGUAGGUCGGAGUGGGUGUUUGGCACACUGACAAGUAUCCUGACUAUCAGUGUAUUCAUAGUCGAGUGCGGGUGUGUCGAGAUGAAGCGCUCGGUAGAAAAGAUGGCUCAAGUCACCAGACACAUUAUCCAUACAGCUACUGCCCCUGCGGCUGUUGGUCCAUAUAGCCAAGCAGUUCGCGUUGACAAUACUAUCUACAUCAGUGGCUCAUUGGGAUUGGAUCCCAAGAGUGGUGAGCUGAAGGGAGGCAUAAAAGAGCAAACGCACCAGUCCUUGAAGAACAUUGGGGAAAUUUUGAAGGCGGCCGGGGUUGGCUAUGGGAACGUGGUAAAAACAACAGUUCUGCUGGCAAAUAUCGAUGACUUCACCACCGUCAACGACAUCUAUAAGGAGUACUUUACCGCAAAGUUCCCAGCCAGAGCUGCCUAUCAGGUGGCUGCCCUGCCGAAGAAGGCCCUUGUUGAAAUUGAAGCCAUUGCCGUAGCAGGUGAACUCAAGGACGCAUGAAGUACCAGCACUGAUAGCAAUUUGUUACUAAGCCCGGUGGUUGAUUUUUUGAAAUUUAUAGUGGUUAUAUGUAAGCAAAUGAAUAUACUGCCAUGUUCUCGUUUCAUUAAUAAAAAUGCUCAUGCAAUCUUAUCUGUGACUGUUAGUUUCACUCUUAUAUUUAUAAUCUUGUAUGCAUACAAUGACCAGUUUCCCCGAACUUAUAUUUUUGUGUGCGUUAUUAGGUUUGAAGGUUGAGAGAGUAAUGCUUGAUUUUUGUCUCUUUUAUGCAAAGUUUCAAACGGCAGUAAUUCAAACCUGUCGCAGUAUUCGUUUAUAGCUAUUGA